AUGUCAGCUUUUCCUUCAGGAAGAAGAAUGGGGUUUCUGCUGCUCUAUAAUGUACUGGACUUGUUGAUGGCAUCAGGCAUUUCACAUGAGCCAACCUCCUUUGACUUCAUUCAACUCCAGGGUGUGCCUCCAUUGGAUGAUGAGAGUGGUCACCCUUACAUCUUUACAACUCCCUUCAUUGAGUACAUCAAAAAGGCAUUCAUCCCUCUGGAGUAUGAUUUGCUGGAUCCACUGCUGCCAGCAGACCACUAA
Molecule: messenger RNA, 252 nt
Organism: Cantharellus anzutake
Lineage: Eukaryota; Fungi; Basidiomycota; Agaricomycetes; Cantharellales; Hydnaceae
Exons: 2
Coding region: 1-252 (83 amino acids)
Source: RefSeq, a predicted model, not a curated record